AUGUCAAAUAAAAUAAUUAAUGAAUUUAUAUUUGAGGAUGGUGAAUGGAUUUCACAAAGGGAGGCUCGUAUUCGUCAAAUAAUUGUUUUUAUUUUCCGUUUUGCUUUAGGAAUAUUUUUUAGUGCUCAUUUAUGGGAUUUUAUGUUUAAUCCAAUUUGGAUGCACGGUUAUCUUUGGUCAUUAAAUCAGCCUUAUUUAAUGGAAGGAGGAGAUUCUUUAUCUGAAAAAUCAGCUUUGGAUAUUUUAGAAUAUCAAAAUAAAUUUUAUGGUCCCUGGCAUCAAAUGGGAUAUUCUUUAGUGAGUACUUUGGGGACUUGGCUGAUUUUACGUUUUGCUGGCUUUGCUUCUGUUGAUCGCUCAGUUUGGCGUCUUAUUUUAAUUUCUAUUUUUUGUGGAUUUAUUACAGCAUUUAUUCGUUCAUUUUUACAACAACAAAGACUAUUUCCUUGUAUUCAUGAAAGUUUUUUUGUAUUUUUACUUAUUUUCUUUAAUGGAAUUUGUUUGGCAAUUAAUUGGCAUAAAAAAGAGGAAAAGGAAUUUAUUAAUUUAAAAGAAAAUAAAAAAGAAAAAUAA
Messenger RNA from Meloidogyne enterolobii, 573 nucleotides. NCBI's taxonomy places the organism in Eukaryota, Metazoa, Nematoda, Chromadorea, Rhabditida, Meloidogynidae. The record is from the annotation of a GenBank genome assembly.